Molecule: messenger RNA, 3827 nt
Organism: Tachysurus vachellii
Lineage: Eukaryota; Metazoa; Chordata; Actinopteri; Siluriformes; Bagridae
Gene: acvr1ba
Product: activin A receptor type 1Ba
Exons: 8
Coding region: 133-1761 (542 amino acids)
Biological process (GO): activin receptor signaling pathway; nervous system development; cellular response to growth factor stimulus
Cellular component (GO): activin receptor complex; plasma membrane
Molecular function (GO): activin receptor activity, type I; ATP binding; activin binding
Source: RefSeq, a predicted model, not a curated record
GUGCCUACCUGCUGGUGUGAGAUUGUAUGACUGAGUGUGAGAGACAGAGAGAGAAAGAGAGUGUGUGUGUGUGUGUGUAUGUAUGAAGUGUGCUGUGCUCGCCCUGUCAAUAACAUACCACCAAUGCGUUAAAUGCGAAGCGAUGGGAAUCUCGCAGUCAUGUAUCUGCGAAGAACCGUGUUAGCUUUGUUCGUGGUGACUGGAUUAAUAUCGCCGGGUGAUGCAGCUUUGAAGUGUAACUGUACUAACUGUGAAAAAAGUGGCUAUGAGUGUGAGACAGAUGGAGCCUGCAUGGCCUCCACCUCCUACAUUAAAGGCCAGGAGCAGCAUGUGCGCAUCUGUAUUCCACGUGAGAGUCUAAUUCCACCUGGUCAACCCAUCUACUGCCUGAGUGCUGAGGGAGUUCUCAACACACACUGCUGCUACACAGACUACUGUAACAGCAUCGACCUGCAGGUCCCUAAUGGAGUUCCUGAGCAUGAAAGCUGGUCAGGCCCAGCUGGUAGCUGGGGCCCAGUGGAGUUAGUAGCAGUCAUAGCAGGACCAGUCUUCGUUUUCUGCCUGUUGCUGAUCAUCGGUGUCUUCCUGUUCCAGCACCACCAGAGGAACUACAACCACAGGCAGAGGCUAGAUGUAGAAGAUCCCUCAUGUGACCAUCUUUACCUUGCCAAAGACAAAACCCUGCAAGACCUCAUAUUUGACUUGUCCACCUCUGGCUCUGGAUCUGGUCUACCUCUGUUUGUGCAGAGGACGGUGGCGAGGACCAUCGUGCUGCAGGAAAUUAUAGGAAAGGGGCGCUUCGGGGAGGUGUGGAGGGGUAAGUGGAGAGGAGGAGACGUGGCUGUGAAAAUCUUCUCUUCCAGAGAGGAACGCUCCUGGUUCCGUGAGGCUGAGAUCUACCAGACAAUCAUGCUCCGGCACGAAAACAUCUUGGGAUUCAUUGCAGCAGACAACAAAGGUAAGAGAUUGUAUGCAAUCUGCAGCUUUAAGCAAUGUCAAACAAGGUUAUCUGUAGUUUGUUCUGGUUUUCCCAAUUUUCUUUUCACUCUUCUAGACAAUGGCACGUGGACUCAGCUGUGGCUGGUUUCAGACUAUCAUGAAUAUGGCUCUCUGUUUGACUACCUGAACCACUACUCUGUCACCAUUGAAGGCAUGAUCAAGUUAUCUCUGUCAGCUGCUAGUGGUCUUGCCCACCUGCAUAUGGAGAUCCUUGGCACGCAGGGAAAGCCUGGCAUUGCACACAGAGACCUCAAAUCUAAAAAUAUCCUGGUAAAGAAGAAUGGCACAUGUGCUAUAGCGGACUUGGGCCUGGCCGUACGCCACGAGUCCGUCACCGAUACUAUUGACAUCGCCCCUAAUCAGAGGGUGGGCACCAAAAGAUAUAUGGCACCAGAGGUGUUGGAUGAAACUAUCAACAUGAAGCAUUUUGAUUCUUUUAAGUGUGCCGAUAUCUAUGCAUUAGGACUGGUGUACUGGGAGAUAGCAAGACGAUGCAACACUGGAGGCAUCCAUGAGGAGUACCAGCUGCCUUACUAUGACCUCGUGCCCUCUGACCCUUCCAUAGAGGAGAUGAGAAAGGUUGUGUGUGACCAGAGACUGCGGCCUAACGUGCCCAACUGGUGGCAGAGCUACGAGGCUUUGAGGGUGAUGGGGAAGAUCAUGCGCGAGUGCUGGUACUCUAACGGAGCAGCCAGACUCACGGCUCUGCGCAUCAAGAAGACACUCUCGCAGCUCAGCGUGCAGGAGGACGUUAAGAUGUGAUGCGCCCACGGGUUGCUGCUCCCCUUCCCAGACACGCACACUCGGAGUGACCAGACAGUUUUAUAACGUUGUGACAGGGACUACCUCACCUUUUUAGCCAAAACUACUGAGCUUAAGGCCACUCCAGCUGUUCUACAAUCCCACCAUGGGCUCCCAGUCCAGUCUGUAUGUGUCUGUCUUUAUCAAGUCGACUCUUCCCACCUCCGCUGCAUGGACUUUUUCAUUCUAAGGCAGGAUUAAUUCAUUAACUGUGAUAGGACACAGUGCUGGGAUGGGAUUUUUUUUUAUUUUAUUUUAUUUUAUUUUAAUGAAAAAGUCUUGGCUUGUUUGAAAAUGGACUAUUGUGUACUAAAGAGCAUGGUUGUAUAUGUGGUCUUACUUUGUGUGUCUUCUUUAUCCCUAUACAAUAUGCAGUAGUCUAAAUCAUAGCCUGUUCUCCACUGUGGUGUUGGGAUUGUGUUUCCUGAUUUUUAAUUUUUUUUUUUUUUUAAAUCUGCCUUUAGUAUAAAAAAAAAGCAUAAAGAAAUGGAGUCGUGAGACAGAUGUACAGUGGCGGUUAGAUUGCAGGAUCUAGACUUAGUUACUGUACAAAAAGGCAUGUUUCUUAUAAGCAUUAAGGUUUAUGUUCAGUUGACUGUUAACCAGGGAGUUUUUUUUUUGUUUGUUUGUUUUUUAUUUUUUAAAUCCCCUUCUUUAUAUGUAAUAUAGCUGUUCAGGACACUGUGAGAUUAGUGCUCAUUCAGGUUAUGGCCAUUAAUGAUAUUAAUAUGAUGUAUACACAAUAUAAUGCUGUGUAAACAUCAAAUUCAUGGCAAGAAAUGUAGCAGAAUUUCAUUGUUUUUCCCCCUCACAUUUCUGAGCAUGCACUAUACCCAAUUUGUCUUUUGUCGAUAGGAUUUUAUGAACUGCACUAUUGUUCCUUUGGGAAAGUGACAGAAGACGACCGUUCACACUACUAUAAGAAGCAUCCUGUAAAUGGUUCGUGUAAAAUAAUGCCUCGGUCUAUCUGCUUAUUUAUGAUGUAACGGUUAUAAUCUAUAACUUUCUAUGAUGUGUUUUCAUCACGUAUUUUAUCGUUUUUAAUUCAAUCGAAUGAGAAGGUACUACUGACUGCUCAGUUCCUUGCAUGAAUGAAAAUCUCUAAGCGUUUAGGUUUCGUAGUUCUGUUUAUGAACCGAGUAGCUUCAUAUGCUGGGGUCUGUCACAACGCUUUAUAUCUAAAUGCAGGAAUCGACACCUGGGCCCCAGUGUGAUUUUAUAGAAUUUGUGUGUCUGUGUGCGUGUCUUUUUAUUUUUAUGUGUUUUCAUUCCUCCCUGUCAAUCCAGGCUUUUUGUCUGGGCAGUUUGAAAGGUCUAUAACAGUUGAAUGAGCACAGUGGAUGAAUACACAGUUACAUAACGAAUCUCGUUAGUCUGGACUAGCAUAGAGUUUCCGAUUAUAGAUUAACACAAGGGUGUCAAAAGAAUCAGGCUAAAACAAACCUGUCCAGGAAUCUUGCUUAGUCUUAAACAGGGUGCUUGGAGAGAAAAGUGAACACUUACACUAUAUAACAUUUAAUAUUGUAAAGUCAGGAGGUUGUUAAUUAAGCAAGCUUUUUUUUGUUGCACCAAACUCAGUCUGGUAGUCAUUUCAUAAAGACAAAAGUACUGUAAAGAAAGAAAAGAACUGUAAAGUCUACUGUCAGUAAAUGUUAACUUUUUUUUUUUAAUCACUUGAUUGAACAAUCUACCUUAUUGCUUGCAUUGCAUUUGACUGGGCACUGGAAUCUUUUGACUAAUGUAAGGAAUAUGGACUUGUCACCACCUCUUUAUUUAUAACUCUGUGUUUUGCAUCUGUAAUUCGCUUUAGAUUUUGAGACUUACUGCAUAAUCUUACAUAGCAUAUGCCUACGACACAAGGAGGGAGGAUCACUGGAAAAAUCACACUGGUGUGUAGACUAACUGCCCUUGUUUGGUUUGUCACAAAGACUGGAUGCCUGUAAUUUAAACCAUGUGUUAAGCCCAUGUGAAAUAUAAAUUCCUUUGGGGAUUUGUUGAAAUUGUACAUAAUACAUUUUGUUUUCUUA